UAGGAAUCUCAUGCAGCCCAACUACAGAUUCUUAUGGAAUUCCUCAAGGUUGCAAGAAGAAAUAAGAGAGAGGACAUCCGGUACAAUGAUGAAUAGAAGUGGUGAUAGCGGGGCAUCCUAGUCUUGAUGCUGAUCUCAAAGUGAAAGCAUUCGACGUGUCACCAUUAGCAACUGGAACAGAUCCAGAAGGAGCUAAGUGUUUUGGAAGAGGAUAUUAAGAGAGUGGAAGAAAUGAGUGGCUUAUAUUCUCCUGUCAGUGAGGAUAGCACAGUGCCUCAAUUUGAAGCUCCUUCUCCAUCACACAGUAGUAUUAUCGAUUCCACAGAAUACAGCCAACCUCCAGGUUUCAGUGGCAGUUCCCAGACAAAGAAACAGCCUUGGUAUAAUAGCACAUUAGCGUCAAGACGAAAACGACUUACUGCUCAUUUUGAAGACUUGGAGCAGUGUUACUUUUCUACAAGGAUGUCUCGUAUCUCAGAUGACAGUCGAACUGCAAGCCAGUUGGAUGAAUUUCAGGAAUGCUUGUCCAAGUUUACUCGAUAUAAUUCAGUACGACCUUUAGCCACAUUGUCAUAUGCUAGUGAUCUCUAUAAUGGUUCCAGUAUAGUCUCUAGUAUUGAAUUUGACCGGGAUUGUGACUAUUUUGCGAUUGCUGGGGUUACAAAGAAGAUUAAAGUUUAUGAAUAUGGCACCGUCAUCCAGGAUGCAGUGGAUAUUCAUUACCCUGAAAAUGAAAUGACCUGCAAUUCCAAAAUCAGCUGUAUCAGUUGGAGUAGUUACCAUAAGAACCUGUUAGCUAGCAGUGAUUAUGAAGGCACUGUUAUUUUAUGGGAUGGAUUCACUGGACAGAGGUCAAAGGUCUAUCAGGAGCAUGAGAAGAGGUGUUGGAGUGUUGACUUCAAUUUGAUGGAUCCAAAACUCUUGGCUUCAGGUUCUGAUGAUGCAAAAGUGAAGCUGUGGUCCACCAAUCUAGACAACUCAGUGGCAAGCAUUGAGGCGAAGGCUAACGUGUGCUGUGUUAAAUUCAGCCCCUCUUCCAGAUACCAUUUGGCUUUCGGCUGUGCAGAUCACUGUGUCCACUACUAUGAUCUUCGUAACACUAAACAGCCAAUCAUGGUAUUCAAAGGACACCGAAAAGCAGUCUCUUAUGCAAAGUUUGUGAGUGGUGAGGAAAUUGUCUCUGCCUCAACAGACAGUCAGCUAAAACUGUGGAAUGUAGGGAAACCAUACUGCCUACGUUCCUUCAAGGGUCAUAUCAAUGAAAAAAACUUUGUAGGCUUGGCUUCCAAUGGAGAUUAUAUAGCUUGUGGAAGUGAGAAUAACUCUCUCUACCUGUACUAUAAAGGACUUUCUAAGACUUUGCUAACUUUUAAGUUUGAUACAGUCAAAAGUGUUCUGGACAAAGACCGAAAAGAAGAUGAUACAAAUGAAUUUGUUAGUGCUGUGUGCUGGAGGGCACUACCAGAUGGGGAAUCCAAUGUGCUGAUUGCUGCUAACAGUCAGGGUACAAUUAAGGUGCUAGAAUUGGUAUGAAGGGUUUACUCAAGUCAAAUUGUACUUUAUCCUGCUGAAAUACAUCUGCAGCUGACAAUGAGAGAAGAAACAGAAAAUGUCAUGUGAUGUCUCUCCCCAAAGUCAUGGAUUUUUUAUUUGUUUUGAACAUUUUUUCUUUUUCUCUUUUCCCUCCUUUAUGACCUUUGGGACAUUGGGAAUACCCAGCCAACUCUCCACCAUCAAUGUAACUCCAUGGACAUUGCUGCUCUUGGUGGUGUGAUUAUCUAAUUUUUGUGAUAGGGAAACAAAUUCUUUUGAAUAAAAAUGAAUUUAAAAAACAAUAAAAGUUUACUGAGCCACA
Cebus imitator (Panamanian white-faced capuchin) is the source of this 1855-nucleotide messenger RNA. It is a transcript of the gene COP1, whose product is annotated as COP1 E3 ubiquitin ligase. Lineage: Eukaryota; Metazoa; Chordata; Mammalia; Primates; Cebidae. The coding region runs from base 232 to 1533 and encodes 433 amino acids. Gene Ontology annotation, biological process: proteasome-mediated ubiquitin-dependent protein catabolic process. Gene Ontology annotation, molecular function: ubiquitin protein ligase activity; protein binding. The record is from RefSeq and is a predicted model, not a curated record. The transcript is spliced from 16 exons.